UUAAGAGCAUAAGCAAAAGCCUCUAAUUUUCUUUCUUUAGGGAGCAAUGAUUGGGAGAGAAUUGAAGGGGCCUAAAAUGGCCUCCCUCGCCACCGCUCUUGUGGUGUUAGUGGCUCUUUUGGCGACGGAGGCCACCGCUAAUGAGUACAAGUACUCGUCUCCGCCGCCGCCGCCUAUGAGGCACUAUAAUCCACCACCAACUCCGGUUUAUUCUCCUCCCCACCACCCUUACAAGUAUAAGUCUCCACCACCGCCAGUAUACUCUCCUCCCCCGCACCACCCUUACAAGUAUAAGUCACCACCACCGCCAGUUUACUCUCCACCUCCCCACCACCCUUACAAGUAUAAGUCGCCGCCACCGCCGCCGGUUUACUCUCCUCCCCACCACCCUUACAAGUAUAAGUCUCCACCGCCACCUGUCCACCCUUACAAGUACAAGUCACCGCCGCCACCGGUGUACUCUCCACCUCCCCACCACCCUUACAAGUACAAGUCGCCACCGCCCCCUGUCCACCCUUACAAGUACAAGUCACCGCCGCCACCGGUGUACUCUCCUCCUCCCCACCACCCUUACAAGUACAAGUCGCCACCGCCCCCUGUCCACCCUUACAAGUACAAGUCACCGCCGCCACCGGUGUACUCUCCUCCUCCCCACCACCCUUACAAGUACAAGUCGCCACCGCCCCCUGUCCACCCUUACAAGUACAAGUCACCGCCGCCACCGGUGUACUCUCCUCCUCCCCACCACCCUUACAAGUACAAGUCGCCACCGCCCCCUGUCCACCCUUACAAGUACAAGUCACCGCCGCCACCGGUGUACUCUCCUCCUCCCCACCACCCUUACAAGUACAAGUCGCCACCGCCCCCUGUCCACCCUUACAAGUACAAGUCACCGCCGCCACCGGUGUACUCUCCUCCUCCCCACCACCCUUACAAGUACAAGUCGCCACCGCCCCCUGUCCACCCUUACAAGUACAAGUCACCGCCGCCACCGGUGUACUCUCCUCCUCCCCACCACCCUUACAAGUACAAGUCGCCACCGCCCCCUGUCCACCCUUACAAGUACAAGUCACCGCCGCCACCGGUGUACUCUCCUCCUCCCCACCACCCUUACAAGUACAAGUCGCCACCGCCCCCUGUCCACCCUUACAAGUACAAGUCACCGCCGCCACCGGUGUACUCUCCUCCUCCCCACCACCCUUACAAGUACAAGUCGCCACCGCCCCCUGUCCACCCUUACAAGUACAAGUCACCGCCGCCACCGGUGUACUCUCCUCCUCCCCACCACCCUUACAAGUACAAGUCGCCACCGCCCCCUGUCCACCCUUACAAGUACAAGUCACCGCCGCCACCGGUGUACUCUCCUCCUCCCCACCACCCUUACAAGUACAAGUCGCCACCGCCCCCUGUCCACCCUUACAAGUACAAGUCACCGCCGCCACCGGUGUACUCUCCUCCUCCCCACCACCCUUACAAGUACAAGUCGCCACCGCCACCUGUCCACCCUUACAAGUAUAAGUCACCCCCGCCACCGGUGUACUCUCCACCUCCCCACCACCCCUACAAAUAUAAGUCUCCACCACCCCCGGUUUACUCUCCCCCACACCACCCUUAUAAAUACAAGUCUCCACCGCCACCUGUCCACCCUUACAAGUACAAAUCACCGCCGCCACCGGUUUACUCUCCACCUCCCCACCACCCCUACAAAUAUAAGUCUCCACCACCCCCGGUUUACUCUCCCCCACACCACCCUUAUAAAUACAAAUCCCCACCACCCCCAGUGCACUCUCCACCACCACCAGUCCACCCAUACAAGUACAAAUCUCCACCACCCCCAGUGUACUCUCCACCACCACCAGUCCACCCUUACAAGUACAAAUCUCCACCUCCUCCCAUUUACUCUCCACCACCCCCAGUGUACUCUCCACCACCACCCGUCCACCCUUACAAGUACAAGUCACCACCACCACCGGUCUACUCCCCACCCCCACACCACCCUUACAAGUACAAAUCCCCACCACCACCCGUCUACUCUCCACCACCACACCAUCCUUAUAAAUACAAGUCACCACCCCCACCAGUUUACUCUCCACCACCCCACCACCCUUACAAAUAUAAGUCUCCACCACCCCCAGUUUACUCUCCACCUCACCACCCCUACGUUUACUCAUCUCCUCCCCCUCCUCCCUACCACCAUUAAAGAAUGGGCUCAAAUACUUUCCAGGUAGAGGAUGAAGAAUAUUGAGCUGAAGAAAGGAAGGGCAUAGCUAUAUAUACAUAGCAUUUUGAAGUUGAAGAAAGAUUGAUUAAAAAAAUUAAAAAUAAAUGAAAAAAAGUUCCAGAGAUAUUAAAGCAGCUCUCUUUCAAUCGGCUUCGAAUAGUCAUCGUCAAUUAAGAAGACCUUGUGUGAUGAGUACGUGCUUGCAUGCACGCUCGGUGUAAUAAUAUAUAUGUUUCAAUUCUGUCAUAUGUAUGUUCAGUUUGUGUUUUGCUUUCUGAGUUUCUCUCAAUCUCUUGUUAAACAAAUCUGAAGAGAGAUUAAUAAAAUAAUUUGACUUCAUGCAUGCA
This is a messenger RNA of Ipomoea triloba (trilobed morning glory), 2568 nucleotides long. RefSeq names its product extensin-3-like. The record is from RefSeq and is a predicted model, not a curated record. NCBI's taxonomy places the organism in Eukaryota, Viridiplantae, Streptophyta, Magnoliopsida, Solanales, Convolvulaceae. Gene Ontology annotation, biological process: plant-type cell wall organization. Gene Ontology annotation, molecular function: structural constituent of cell wall. The transcript has 3 exons. Bases 47 to 2200 code for a protein of 717 amino acids.